AUGGUUGAAGUGACUGAAGAUUCAGAUCCUCAAAGAAGUAAGGAUAACUUUGAGCUAAUCACUAUUCAUGCCACAGAUAAAGAUGAAGGUCAAAAUGCAAAGUUACACUUCGCUUUGGAUGAAGAGACACCUGUCCAUCUAUUGAAUGUUGUCACUGUGGACUCGAAUUCAGGUGUAUUGCGUACACUAGGCAAUUUAGAUCGUGAACAGUUGAAUGCAUUUACUGUGACAGUUGUUUGCGCUGAUCACGGAGAAACACAAAGAAUGACUAAAGUAUUUAUCAAUGUACGCGUUCUAGACUACAAUGAUAAUUCACCGACGUUUUCUCAACCGUAUUUUGAAUUUCUCUUGAAGGAAAAUAAUCCCGUUGGUCAGUUGAUUGGUUAUUUUGAAGUCACAGAUAACGAUAUCGGCGAAAAUGCUGAACUAGAAAUCUAUAUUGAAGAAAAUCUUGAACGAUCACAGGUCCAUCUGACCGCGUUGAACAAUAAUUUGAAGCUGUCAAAUGAUGUAAAACAGCUGAGAUUUCAUUCGGGUGGUUUAUUCUCUUCAUCGGGGAUAAGACAAAGAAAGUACACGGAUUAUAGUUCCAAGUUUAAGCUAAGCUAUCAGAAACGUCCCAAGACGAAUAUUUCUGCUUCAGUUAGUGGACCUACACUCUAUGAUAUUCAAUUGUAUGCAGAGUCCAUAAUCGAUCGUGAAAGUUUAUUCCUAAGGGAUGCUGCUGUCUUUCCUUCUGAUCUGUUACGAAAUUACGAAUCUUUCGAUUCUAGUACUACCACCACUACAACUGCACAUAAUAACAAUAAUUAUAAGUAUAGUGAACUAUCAAAAUUGUCAAGUCAAACAAAUUAUUCCACAGUAACACCAACUAUUUUUUUAUUAAUACGCGCACAAGAUAAAGGCAUUCCAAAAUUAUCUGAACAUGUGUCAAUACGUGUACAUAUUUUAGAUGACAAUGAUAAUUCACCUCGUUUUUUAUAUCCUGAUUCGUAUAGUAUAAAUAAAACUAAAGUUAUCUUAUCUUAUAAAGAACCAGUUGAUUAUGCUUUUACACAAAUCCAAGCUGUAGAUGACGACGCUGGUGAAAAUGGUACUAUCACCUACUUCAUUCAUUCUGGUAAUAAUGAAGGCUAUUUCAAACUAAACAAACAUUCUGGAGUAUUGAGUGUUAACAAAGAGAUAUCCUAUUCAGCCAUAGGUGAACAUUUACUGAGAAUAGAAGCAAGAGACGGUGGACAACCAUAUCGUUUUACAAUGGCAGAAUUAAUCAUAGAAAUUGAUCAAUCCGCUUCAAAAGCCUAUUUAACUAUGGAUGCGUAUAAUUUCAAUGGAUUCAGUGGAUUUUUCAACUUUGGUGCUAGUGGAUAUACACUGAACUUUUAUAUUAUUGUUGGAAUUAUUACAUCGGCUUGUAUUAUAUCAACUGUCCUGAUAACUUUUGUCUUUGUUUUUCUACGUAAAAAUAAACAACAGCGUAAUUUUCAACAUAUACCUAUUGCAAGCGAUAGAAAUGGAAAUAGUAAUAAUAAUAAUAAUAAUAUUAAUCAUGGUGAAACGAAUAUGACCAAUUCACCUUUAAGUUGGCAAAAAGUUGAUCAGAUGAACAGUUAUGAAUUUGGUACAAUUCCCGGAGGAUACGGAGUUAUCCAACCCCUUCCCGACUGUCUAUCACAAUUCUCGGCGAUUGGUGGCAAUUCAAGUUUACAACUGCUAAAUUAUCCAAAUGGCAGUAUCUAUUCAUCACCGAAUACUCGAGAUUUUCAUACGGAUCGAAGAAACUCCCCAGAAUACUUCAAAUAUAUGGAGAAUCGUAAUAAUUAUUUAGUAGAUGAUUGUAAUAAUAAUAAUAAUAUUAAUAACAUUAACAGAACUAAUUAUUGUAAUUAUAAUAUUGAUAACAAUAUCAGUAGUAAUGAUACGAAUUAUUAUAAUGAUACAAUAGGCAGCAGAAAAAUUAAAAUCUUCAUUCCUCGAUCUCAUCAUGACACAAUCAAUGUGAUGUCGACAACACACGAUGAAUCAACUUGUACAGAUUUUAAAUAUCCUUAUAAAGCAUGUUCAAAUUACUUUAAUACAGAAAUGCAAGAAGCGAUUAAUCCUAUCCACACAAGAGUAAAGAAUCAUGAGAUAGUCUCCGGAUAA
Molecule: messenger RNA, 2145 nt
Organism: Trichobilharzia regenti
Lineage: Eukaryota; Metazoa; Platyhelminthes; Trematoda; Strigeidida; Schistosomatidae
Source: the annotation of a GenBank genome assembly